UAAGUGGUGAUGACGUGAUGUAAUAACACAACAUUUAAAUUAUUUAUAUGAGUACGUAUGUACUGUCGAAUUAAAAUCUGUUCGCUCAUUAUGUCUAAUUAGAGGAAAGACGCAAAUAAAUUACAAGAUGCGUUACCUAUUCGCAUUUGAAGAAAUAAGAGCGCAAAAUGGCUACUACGGCCCUUAUUACCAACAAAAUAAACCAAACGAGAAUUAUCGGCCUCCUGAACCAGGUGACCGAGAUUAUCGAACAUUUGUUUAUAAAGGCCGAAGGUAUGGGCAAUAUCAACCGAACAAUUUCGACUGGCAAGGCGCACCGGGUGAUCCCCAAAGAGUAGGUCAAGAUGCUAGGUUUCGAUAUGAUCCAGUAGGAAAUGCCGAACCCAUUUUACCCGGAAUUCUGGGAGGUUGGAGAGAAGAUUUACAAGGUAAACGUAGACCGGAUACCAUCUAUAAGGACAUGAAUGUUUUUGUGAAGACCAAACACGGAGAAGUGCAAGGAUUUAAAGUGUUUCUGUAUGAUACCCCUGAUCCGGAUUCACUAUAUAGGCCUGGAUCGGAAUCUAUCGAGAGGGAGCAAGGGUAUACUGUUUCUUUCUUGGGAAUUCCAUAUGCGUUACCACCAGUAGAUGAAGGGCGCUUUAAGCCACCUAGAUGGCAUAAGGGUUGGCAGUUAAUGCAGGCUACAGACUUCGGUCCAGCUUGUCCUCAGCCUGUUCGCUAUGUUGGUGCAUCAAAGGGGGUGAGGGAUAUGGACGAAGAUUGCCUAUACCUCAACAUAUUCACACCAUCUAUAGGUGGGGUAUCUCUAAAUUUUCCAGUGAUGGUUUAUAUACAUGGAGGAGAUUUUAUGCAUGGAGCAUCAAAUACUUUCCCUGGCCAUAUAAUGGUUACAUUCUUCAAGGUUGUGGUGGUAACCAUAAAUUAUCGUUUAGGAGCUCUUGGUUUUUUGAGCACUGGCGAUAUAAAUUCUCCUGGUAACUACGGAAUUCUAGAUCAAUCAAUGGCUUUACGUUGGGUAUAUGAAAAUAUUGAAUUUUUUAAUGGUGACAAAAAUUCUAUAACAUUAUUUGGACCUGGGGCCGGUGCAGCAUCUGCUGGACUUUUAAUGGUUGCACCUGACACCAAACAUAUAAUAAACAAAGUUAUUGCGCAGAGUGGGUCAGCAGUGGCAGAUUGGGCAUUUAUAGUGGACAAAUAUAGAGCUCAAAAUACAAGUAGAGUUUUUGGUCAGCUUUUAGGAUGCAGCAUUGACUCUUCUUGGAAAUUAAUAAAUUGCCUUAAGCAGGGCCGUAGUGCUUUAGAAUUGGGGAACGCCGAAUUUCCUCCUGAAAUCGGAUUGUUCCCCUGGGGUCCUGUCGCCGAGAUGAACGUUACAAUGCCAUACUACGAAGGGUGGUACGAAAAAGAUUGGCAUUUUAUAGAUGACACUCCUGAGAAUUUAAUCAAGUCUAGAAGAUUCAAUCCUGAUCUCAAAUACAUGUCUAGUGUAACAAUAAAGGAAGCAUCUGAUUUUAUUUACAAAAAUGAGAGCCUGGCACCGUUUUUUGAGAUAGGCCAGCAAUUUGUUGACCAAAAGAUUCGCGAAUUUGUUUUGCGAUUUAAUUAUACGCUAAAUCCAAAUGGAACAUAUGACGCUAUUAAAUAUAUGUAUACAUAUUGGCCCGAUCCCAAUAAUCGCACAUUUAUUCGUGAACAAUAUAUUAAUAUGCUGUCUGACUUCCUGUAUGUUGCACCGAACGACAAAAUGAUAAAACUGCUUGUGGAAAGAAAUGUUCCUGUAUAUAUGUAUCUAUUGAACACUACCGUGGAAUCAUUUAAUUAUCCAGAAUGGCGUAAGGUGCCCCACGACAUAGAACACUAUUUAUUGUGCGGCGCGCCCUUUAUGGACGUCGAAUUCUUCUCAGAAAAGGAACACUUCACGAGAAAUCAAUGGACUAAUAACGACAGAAAUAUGAGUUACUUUUUUAUGAGGGCUUAUACAGACUUCGCGAGACAUGGCAAUCCUUCACACACGCAAAUAUUGGGUAUUCACUUUGAGAGUGCAACGAACGGUCAGUUGAAAUACCUUAAUCUGAAUACUACAUUUAAUUCUUCCAUAAUGUGGAACUAUCGUCAAACAGAAUCAGCUUUUUGGACGCAAUAUUUACCUAAGGUUGUAGGACAUCUGGUGCCUACGUAUCCUCCUACAACCGAGUUUUGGUGGGAACCACGAGCUCCUUUACAAAUAGCAUUUUGGAGCAUGUCAGCAGUGUGUCUUAUUUUAGUAGUUCUGUUGGUGAUGUGUUGCAUGUUGUGGAGAAAUGCCAAAAGGUGUAAUUCAAAAUUUGAAAACUACAUUAUUUACAUUAUCUUUGACAGGCAGUCCGAUCGAUACUAUAAUGGCGACUUAUUCUUAGGAAAUGAAGUUGAUCACGAUGUAGGGAUUGAAAAUGCAAGAAGUCAGGAUAUUUACGAAUACACGGACAAGCCAAAAACACCUGCAUUUAGUGAAUCUGUACAUGCCGUUAGUAGUCCCUCUAUUCGCACCGAAAGCGCAGUUUCCUUGAAAGAUAUGGGAGAUUCGCGAAAACCCACUCCUGUUACGCCGAGUUUGAAAUAUUCUAGAAGUAAGACGCAAUUGAUUGAAGGAGUCCCUCAAACUGAUGUUUGAUACACGAGAAAGACUAUUUUGCUCAGUGUAUUGUUCACAUCGUUAUUGUGCAAAGCCAAAGAGUGAACUUAGGCAGAUGACUAAAAACUAAGAAACAUUUGAAGAAAAGUGUAAGGUGCAUAAUGAACUGUUUAGAGAACUUUUAAAUAAAUGCUAUACAUAUAUCAAAUACAA
Photinus pyralis (common eastern firefly) is the source of this 2827-nucleotide messenger RNA. RefSeq names its product acetylcholinesterase (gene Gli). The record is from RefSeq and is a predicted model, not a curated record. NCBI's taxonomy places the organism in Eukaryota, Metazoa, Arthropoda, Insecta, Coleoptera, Lampyridae. Gene Ontology annotation, cellular component: septate junction; cell surface; tricellular tight junction.